AUGGUGGCCGCCGCGACCACCACGACGCUGAGCAUGAAGCUCCUCAUCGACACCAAGGCCCGGCGCGUGCUGUUCGCGAAGGCGAGCAAGGACGUGGUGGACUUCCUCUUCUCCCUCCUCGCGCUGCCCAUCGGCACCGCCGUCAAGCUGCUCGGGAACGACGCCAUGGUCGGCUGCGUCGGCAGCCUCUUCGGCAGUGUGGAGAGGCUCGACGGCACCUACGUCCAGCCCGACGCCUCCAAGGAUGUGCUGCUCCACUCCUCUGUCCUCUCGCCGGCGGCCAGCAGCAAGAGCUCCCUCCUGGGCUUGCCGAGCGGGAAGGGGUUCGUGCAGGGCAUCAUGACGUACACGGUGAUGGACGACCUCACCGUGACGCCCAUGUCCUCCAUCUCCAGCAUCACCCUGCUCAGCACACUCGCCGUCAGGGACCUCGCCGCGCUCCAGGAGAAGACCGUGCAGCUUGGUUAUGACCAGGGUCUGGAGAUCCUCAAGGCGUCGCUGCAGUCCAAGACCGUGUUCACUGACGUUUUCCUGAAGUAA
Molecule: messenger RNA, 540 nt
Organism: Hordeum vulgare subsp. vulgare (domesticated barley)
Lineage: Eukaryota; Viridiplantae; Streptophyta; Magnoliopsida; Poales; Poaceae
Exons: 3
Coding region: 1-540 (179 amino acids)
Source: RefSeq, a predicted model, not a curated record